GUCACGUAGUGAGUGUUCUUCCAGCGGGCCGCCAAGUGAGACUCGCAGCACCGCGCAGUCCAAUAUUCGACCUCUGCACUUCCCAACAAGUAUAUAAGGUGCAUCCGCAGGAUCUACGAGCACUACGGAGAAUCGAGGGGUGCAAUGACGGUCUUGUACUUUCUCUCGCUCACACUCCUCCCUUUCACGGCUGCUUCUCAGCAUUCUUUCGGCGCUCAGACUCGGAGUUCAUUGGCUAAUCAGCCCUACGACUCCGGACUGUUCAGCCCUGUAGAGGACUUACACAAUAUCUCUCCGUCGCAAUAUACGAUCCUGCAGCACCCAAGCUUCCCUGCGCACAGCGUCCGCAUCAAAGAGAGCAAGUUUUGUGAUGAGGAAGUACAAGCAUACACCGGGUACAUUGACAUUGAGGCUCGACACCUGUUCUUCUAUUUCUUCGAAAGCCGACGCGAUCCCGACUCUGACGAUGUCAUCUUUUGGACGAAUGGCGGCCCUGGCUCGUCGUCAUCAUACGGCCUUUUCAUGGAACUUGGACCAUGCCGCGUGACUGGAGCAAAUACAACAGCGCGCUUUGAUUACUCCUGGAACGAGCAUGCGAACAUCUUCUUCAUAGAUCAACCCAUCGGAGUUGGCUUUUCGUAUGCGGACUACGGCGAACAAGUGGACUCAACUUUGGAGGCGGCCAGGGACAUAGCCGCAUUCGUUGCCAUCUUCUUUGAACACUUCACAAAGUUCAAGGGACGCCCAUUCCACAUGGCCGGCGAGUCGUACGCUGGACGUUACAUCCCGGUAUAUGCCUCAGAAAUAUACGACCGCAACGCGGCGCUAGAGGAGGCGGACAUGACUCCCAUCAACCUAACCUCCAUCAUCAUUGGCAAUGGCCCACAAGAUUUCUUCGAGAUGAUGUUGUCGCUCUAUGAGCUCCAGUGUGGAUACCAUGGCUAUCCCCCAUUCAAGAGCAUCUCAGAGUGUGUCCAUCUGAAGCAGCUGGUCCCUCGAUGCAGGAAGCGGGCACAGCAGUCUUGCAAGGACACUCUCGAUAUCCUUGAUUGCUCCGCGGCGUGGGAGUUCUGUUGGGACACGUUCGCCGGUUGGAUCGGAGAACGAAAUCCAUAUGACUACCGGCGGCCCUGCACGGAUGUCGGUGGAGAUUCCGAAGCCUGCUACCCCUCACUCCAAAACAUCACUGUCUACCUGAACCAACCACACGUUCAGUCCAUCCUCGGUAUCGAUCCUGGACACAGCAACUAUACCUUAAACGACAAUGCAUUGAAUGCGCGGUUCUCACCAGUGGAUACCUUUGCUUUCAGGGCGGAGCAUUAUACGGAAGCACUGCUCGAGCGUGGAGUGCGUGCUCUUAUCUAUGCCGGCGACACCGACUAUGUCGGGAACCACAUCAUGGUUGAAAGGGGCACUCUCAAGCUCGAAUGGUCUGGUCAGGAAAGGUUUGCGAAUACACCCCUGCGGGACUGGCUGGUCGACGGAGAGAUCGCCGGCCGCACAAGGACUGAGGGCGUCCUCACAUUCGCGACUGUCCACGACGCUGGUCAUCUGGUGCCUUUUGACCAACCUAAACGCGCUCUGGAACUCGUGAACCGGUGGCUAGCAGGAGAGGCACUCUGACCGUCCGUGCGGUUUGGUCGUAUUCACUUUUGGGAAGUUACUAGUAAUGGUUCCAGUGGCCCUGCUUGUACAACGCUGCGUAUCUUGACUUUAGCGAAGAAGCACUCCAUCAAUGUCAGGCCCCUGUUAC
This is a messenger RNA of Dichomitus squalens LYAD-421 SS1, 1753 nucleotides long. Its product is annotated as serine carboxypeptidase. Gene Ontology annotation, molecular function: serine-type carboxypeptidase activity. Gene Ontology annotation, cellular component: fungal-type vacuole. The record is from RefSeq and is a predicted model, not a curated record. Gene Ontology annotation, biological process: proteolysis. The coding region runs from base 145 to 1623 and encodes 492 amino acids. NCBI's taxonomy places the organism in Eukaryota, Fungi, Basidiomycota, Agaricomycetes, Polyporales, Polyporaceae. The transcript is spliced from 12 exons.